Messenger RNA from Plasmodium relictum, 8865 nucleotides. RefSeq names its product oocyst capsule protein, putative (gene Cap380). The record is from RefSeq and is a predicted model, not a curated record. NCBI's taxonomy places the organism in Eukaryota, Apicomplexa, Aconoidasida, Haemosporida, Plasmodiidae. The coding region runs from base 1 to 8865 and encodes 2954 amino acids. The transcript has a single exon.
AUGUAUAUUUUUAAUUUUUAUAAUAUUAUAUUUGCAUGCCUUAUAGGCAUUGUAUGUUCAUCUUGGUUUAAUAUUCCUAAUAUAGAUCCCAUAAAGAGUAUUAUAACCAAAGAUUUAAAAAAAAAAAAAGCAUCAUCUAAAGUAAAAAGAUAUGUUUUAGAUGUAAGAUCUUUUGGGAAUGAAUGUGUUAUUAAUCAUGAGAACAUUUGCGAAGUCGCAAACUAUGAUAUACACAUAAAAAAUGGAAUAAAAGGUCAUAUUGCCAAAGUAAUUUUAGCUCAAAAAAAUACAAGUGAUCUUGUUUCAGUACAUAGCAUAAGUGGGCAAUUUUCUGAUAAUGGACAACUUAUAUUCCAUUUUAAUGAUAUUCCAUCGUUACAUUAUAAUAUAAUAUUAGAAAUAUCAGAUUUAAUCUAUAAUAAAGAUUACGAUAUUGGAAAAAGUUGCCAAUGUACAGAAUGCAAUGAUAACAAAAGAACAAUAGAUUUAAAAGAAAUUAAAGAUAAUUUGAUAUAUAAAACGAAAAUUCAAAAAGAAAACAAAAUACAAUAUCCAUACAAAACAUUUGUUCAUGGAAAAUAUUUAUUUAGUAAAUUUUUAUUCUUUCAUUCAGAAAUAAAUGCAAACACUAUAGAAAAUUACAACACUUUAUAUAACAACUAUUAUGAAUUAGUAUAUCCAUGUUCUGGUAUUAUUAUGACUCAUUCUGAAAAAUACAAUUUAAACUACGAUUUAUCAAAAGCAAGUUGUUAUUAUAUAUAUCUAAUGGACAAAUUUUUAAAACAAAUUAAUCCAAGCAGUACUAUUACAUUGAAAUUUGUAAGUCCAGUAUUACUUGCAUUCGAAGAAGAUAAAUCCAAUUAUGAUAUUAAAGUUACUCCUAAUCAAAGUAUUCAGCUUCCUUUAAAAUAUAAGGAUAGUUUCUAUAUUCCUAGAGAUACCGUUAAUGGUAAUUUGAUAACUAUUAACACACACAAAUAUUUUAAUAACAACAAAUAUAUAUACAAAAAUAAUGAUUACAACAGAAUGGAGCAGGUUCAUCUGUUUAGAAUGUUUUUUAAAUUAUUCUCACAACAAAAUAAUAUUUCAAAUGAAGAAAUGCUACAAUACACUACGGGACUCAUUUUAGAAAAACCUUCUACAUUUCAGGAUAAACCUUAUAAUAUAUAUGCAGAAGAGUUAGCAGUUUUAUUAAAUUCUUUUAAUUCAAAAUUUAAUUCAGAAUCAAUUGGACUUAAAAAAAAUGUUGUAAUUAUGAAAGAAGAACAAUAUAUAUCAAGUUAUGGCUCAGUCUCUUAUGCGUAUAUAAAUGAAGAUCAAUUAAUAUUAAGAGAAUCUUCAGAAAUAUGUUUAAUUGUUUUGGAAUCUAUUGCAUAUGAACUUAGUACAUAUAUAAAUAAAAAAUUAAGUGAUUCGAAGAAAAAUAAAUGUCAUAUUAUGAGAACUAGUAAUAGUUACGCUAAUAUUACAACUAUGUAUUAUACAUAUGAAUUAGAUUGCAACCAUGCAUUAUAUUAUAGAGAAGAGAGUGUAAGUCAAGAUCAUAAGGCUAAUCAUUUCUUAACUAGCAUAUCCUUAUUGGAAGAUGUAAGUGUUAAAUUAAUUUAUGACGAUAUAUUUGAAUAUUCUAUAUUAUUCAAUGUAGCAGUUAAUAUAAAGUCAUUUAAUUUUUUAACAAGGUAUAUUCCAAAUUAUAUAAAUAAUAAUACUAUAAUUACUUUUAUUGUAACAGGAAGUAAGAGUGAUAAAAUAGAAAACGAAAUUGAAAUUAAGAAAUUUUCAUAUCCAAUGAAUUGCACUAAUGAUUGUCCUAAUAUAGAACCAAUAAUAAUUGAAGAUAAUUUUGAGUAUAUAGCUAUAACUACAAUAUGUAUAGAAAAUAAUGGAUUAUCUACUAUCUGUAUUCCUGGAGAUAGGUUCUCUUAUGUUUUUGAUACUAGAUUGUUGAGAGUACACAAAAUAAAUAUUAAUCCUUACCCUGAAGUUGUGCUUACUGGUGGUGUUCAUACUACUAUAACUGAAGAUAUUUACUGCAUCAUAGUAAGGCAACCAAAUAUUGUGCCAAACGAAAAUUUUCCGGUUACAUAUACUGAUAGAACUUGCAAAGAAUUAAUUAAUCGUUGUCAUCUUUUAACAACUGCAGUUAUUGUAGACAAUGUGGAAAUUUCUUCUGAAAUAAAAAGCAUUCAUAAUUAUUCAAAACUCUUAUUCUUAACAGAUUUUAAUGAAAAACAUGAAGAAAUGCUUCAGAUCACAUAUUCUACGAAAGAUUUUAAUAACAAAAAAAGAUAUAUCUUAACACAUUAUAAUAACAGUUUUUACUUUAAUAAGCAUGAUAAUAAAAUUCACCUAAAACGUCCAAUGGAACACUUUGAUAGUUUGCCAAAAUCGAAUUAUGACAAUGAUGAAUAUGAUGAGUUUGAUAAAAAUGACAAUUCUUUUAAAGAAUUAAAAUAUAAUAUUGAGAUAAAAAGUUAUUUUGAAUCAGAAAAUAAAAGUACCAUUCACAUACAAAUGCCCAAAAAUAACGACGUUUCUAUGUAUCCAUUUGGACAAACAUAUAUUAAUUAUGAAUAUAUUAAAAAUAGCAUUCACAUGAAAUUCUUAGAUAAUUAUAUUUAUUUUUAUGACAAAAAAGAAAUAAACACUAAUAUUUCACAACAUUUUAUAAACAUAUCUCCAUAUAAUUAUGAGUGUUUAGGUGCUUAUGCUUAUUUGAUGAAUAAAUUUAAUAUAUUAGUUAAUAAUUCAUUAAAUUGUGAAGCACUAAAUAUGAUAAUAGAGGUUUUACUAAAAGGAAAGUUAGGAAGAUAUUUUAUAAAUAAAGAAAACAAAAUACAUUUAAAUUUUGUUAAACGUUAUCAGGGAGCAUAUGAUGUUUUUGAUCUCGUUGAAGUUGAAAUAUAUGCACCUAAUACACCAGAAGUUCCUAUUCAUAAAUACAAAAUGAACGUUAGUAUAGACGAAAAUAAUAGAAACUUAUUAUAUUCACACAAAAAUAUGAAAUACUCAAAUAAAUAUUUUUCAAAUAUAUAUAUUUUGAUGUUUAAGAUAGCAUAUGUUUUCAAUGAUUAUGAUAUAUAUACAUUUUUCAAUGAUUUAACGGGAAUAUUUUUAAUUGACAGAUUCACUUUAAGAAAUUUGGUUAAAUUAGAAUUAAAAGAUAAGACAGAUAUACAAAAUAUAGUAAAUUUACUAAAGAAUGAAUAUCAAAUUUUAAUUGAAAAUCACACAAAACCUUCUGAAGAAUUGAUUAAUGAAAUUUCCUUAAUAGCAGCAUACAUUGUAGAAUUAACAUCAUCUUACAAAAAAAAUUCAAUUAAUACGUACAUAACCUCAUUUGCUGGUAUAAAAUAUUUUGUAUAUGUUGAUGAAUUUCUAUAUAAAAAUAAAGAAUAUAAAAUAAAUGAUAUGGCUUACAAAUUAUCAAAAUAUAACACACUUAUAAUUAAAAAAAAAGCAUUAUGUUGUUCUAAUUUUGUUGAUGAAAUUGAAAAAUCUCUAAAGUAUUAUAUUAUAUAUAAAUAUAUUGUUACUGAUAGAAUAGUACAAGAAUCAGAAAUACAAAUAAUUUCAAUAGCAAAUAAUGUAAUACAAAAACUAUUGGAACACCCAAUUUUAUCAACUGAUGUAUGCAUACCAGAUGAAAAUAAAUCAAAUAAAAUUAUUGCGACAAUUAUGGAAGGAUCUGGAUAUAUUUCUAGAACAACACAAUUAACAUAUGUAGAUAUGGAAUGUAUUGAUUUAGAUGUGAUAGACCAUUAUGAAAAUAUAAUAGAAAAAUUCAUAACUUUUGGUGAUUCUAAUGGAAUGUUUGUCGAAAUGUAUGUUAAUAGUUCGAUACUAGGUAAUAGCAUUACAAUCAAAGAAGAUAUGGAUUAUCAAAUAUACUUUUUGUUCAGAAAUUUGUCGAUGCCAUUUGUAGGUAAAUCAAAUAGAAAAGAAUCUUCAGGAUUAAGAAGAUUUUUAUUAAAAAAAGGUACAGUUUUCCAAGAAAAUGAAAAAACAAGCAUAUCUUGUUAUUUAGAUAUUGUAAAUAAAGAUUCCAUAUUUAUGUUAGAAAAAAUAAUUUUUGUAUCAAAAGAAGGUGAUAGAUUAGUAAAAGAGGUGAAUGUUGAAUAUCAAACAUUUUUUGUACAUCCAAUGAAUUUAAUCACAGAAGCAUAUUUAGACAUUCCAAAGAUUAUUGUAAAAGAAAACUAUUAUAGUAAUGUAGUUGAAUGUUCUCACUAUAGUAAUGGAUUAGAAAGCUGUAUAUAUCCUGCUUAUGGUUAUGAAAAUAUUAAUCCAUUUUAUGUAUCAUAUUUAGAAAACAACCAAAGAAAAGAUAUAUUAUUUUCCAAUAAUGAUGAACUUAAAAAAAUUAAUAAAAAUAGUGUAAUAUCUAUAUCAAGAAGAUACAACAUAGAAAUAAAGGGAGAUAUAAUGAUUGAUGAUAUUUAUGAUACUAUUAGAGCUAUUUUUCAUGAAAUAACAGGAUCAAUGGGAAUAUAUGACUUUAGCAAAAAAUCUUGUGGUCCUCUAUAUUUGAAUAACAAUCAAUUAAAUUUAGUUAAUGAUCCCAAUUCACUUAUAUCUAAUAUUUUAUAUGAUACCAAGUACUGUAUAGAUAGAAAUUCUAUUUUUAAUAAAAUACUGGAAAUUUGCAAUUUUGAUAAAAAAGAAUUAGCAAGUUUAUUUGGUGGUAUAAGAAGUCAUAUUCUACCAUAUACUUUAAAUGAAGAAUUUGCAAAUUCGUUAACACAAAAUGAACUAAUUAAUUUAAUAUUUUAUUUUAUUUCAUCACCACCUCAAUUGAUUGAAGAUGUCAAAAUGAAACCAUUAUAUUUAGAAAUUUUAGAAUUGACUGAUAACCCCAAUAUGAAAGUCAUUGUUGAAGAAAAUUUUAUUAAAAUUAAUAAAAACUUAUUAAGUAAAGUACACAAAUUUUAUAUUGUUGAAUUUAAUACCAUAUUAUACGAACAAUUAUUAAAUUGGAUUCCUGAUGAAAGUAAAAAUAAAGAAUUUAUACUAAGAGAAUCAAAUACAAAUAAUAAAAAUGUUUUAGAAACUAUUAAUUACUAUAUGAAUAGAUAUAUUAAUAAAAAUUCAUGUAGUGACUCUGUAUUUACAAAUAAUGGAUCUUUAUUUAAUGCAUUUGAAUCUCCAACUUAUCAAUAUCCAAGUUUUACAUAUAAAAAUAAUGAUAUAUAUUUGAAACAACAAAUAAAUGGAGAUAUUUCAUUUAAUAAUUUGUUUUUAUAUGAAGGACGCAACUACUUGAAUGAUACAUAUAUAAAUGCUAUAUUAGUUUUGUCUCCAAAUAGGUUUCCUGCUCUUAACCAAGUUACAUUUAUAGAAUUAGUGGCUAAUUCAUUAGAUAAUAAUAAUCAAAUUGUUUUAAAGUGUCAUCCACGUAAAGAUUAUGAUAAAAGUGUUGUUCAAAAUUAUAAUUUGGAAAAAGGUACAAUAUAUUUUGUUUGUAAGAAUAUAUAUAUUAAAUAUUUAAAAAAUGGUUUUUAUGAAUUCAAUAAAUAUUUAGUUUAUUACGAAAAAGAUGGACAAAUUACACACCAGCAGUAUGAAAAUAUGCCUGUUAAACCCAUUUAUGAAGUAAAAACACUAUUGCAAAAUGUACCAAAUCAAAAACCAUCUAUAACAAUACAGCGUGCAAAUAAAAAUCAAGAUUCAAAUAUAGAAGAAUACUUAAUACACAUUAAAGGACAACUUAAAUUACACAGAGAUCCAUAUUCUGUAAUUAAACCAGCUUUUACUCAACGUUCAUACUUACUUAACACUAAUAUUCAUAUUUUUGAUGAUUAUGUAGCAUACAAACAUUUUAGAAAUUUAAAAAAUUCAGAAUAUUUAAAUAUCCCUUUGAGCAAAUAUAUAUUUAAAGGUGAAUCAUUAAGCAUAUCACUUGUUCAAAGUAAAAAAAAAAAUGAUAUAAUAGAUAAUGUUUACUCAUUAAAAAUUAAUAAAAGUAAUAAUCUUUUAGGUUUAAUCAUAAUGGAUAUACAUGGUAACAAAUAUAAUAUCGAGGUCACAGAGGGCGAAGUAGUAAGUGAUAAUGAGAAUAUAAACCGUUCAGGAAGUAUGCAACCAACCAGCGUAGAGAAUGAUGCAAGUAAUGAUAAUGGACAGGAAUUAGACACAACACCAAAUGAAAAUGUACAUUCAGGGAGUAAUGCACAAAUAAAUGAGAAAACACAAAUAGAAACUCUUAUCGAUAUAGAUAGACCAAUAGAACGUACAUUGUCAGAAAAUGGAGAACAAGAAGAAGAACGAAAACUAGAAGUAUUAGUUGGAGAAGUUCCAAAUUUAAAUAGUCAGAUUUCAUCAGAUAAUGGUGCAAAAAUUCAAACAAAUUAUAACUCAUAUAUUUCAUUGAAGAUAUAUCUAUUAGAAAUAGAAAAAAAUAAUAAUAAUUUAUCACCAGAAUGGACGGGACCAUUUUAUUUUAAAGUAAGUACUUAUUAUUGGUUAGGAGAAGGCAUUGUAGCUUUGUCGGUAUUCAAAAAUAAUGAACCUAUAAUGAAUACAAUAACGGAAGAAUUUAUAAAUAUGAAUGCAUUAAAUGAUAUGUACAAGCAAAUUAGUAGUCAAAUACAAAUUAACGAAGGAAAUUAUACUAUAACAAUAAGGGGUACUAUUUACAAUUUUUCUGAUAUUCUUCAAGGAUCUAAUGAAGAAAUAAAAGUAGAGAGAGUAUAUGGAGAAAGUCUCACAUAUUUACAAAAUAAAAUCAAUGAAAAAAAAGGAAGCAAAUCAAAUUUAAAAUUUAAGAAUACAUUAAAAAAAACAGAUCCUAUAUAUAUACCUGUCACUUUUGAUACUAAAAAAAUAAUGUAUCAACCCUCACAAAUAAAACCUGUUGAAGUUAGACCUGCUGAAGUUAGACCUGCUGAAGUUGGACCUGCUGAAGUUAGACCUGCUGAAGUUGGACCUGCUGAAGUUAGACCUGCUGAAGUUAGACCUGCUGAAGUUAGACCUGCUGGAACUAACUUAAAUACUGUUAUACAAAGUACUAACACAAAUUAUAAUGAUACGAAAAUAUCAAAAUACUAUGUAGAUUUGCCUACAGAAAAUGGAAUUAUAACCUAUAAAAAAAAUUUAUAUUAUCCACACUCUCUAAAAAGUUUAGAUGAAAAUUCAUCUGAUGAUAGUGUCUUUGAGGGGUUAAUUUCACUUGUAGAAAAUUUGCAGGUAAGUAAAUAUAUCGUAGAAGUUAACAAUAAUUAUUAUACAGAACAAUGCGUAAGUGGAAAUUGCUAUGUAAUUCCAGAUGAUAUAAAAAGAAUUAUGAAAAGUUUUAGAAGUAAUAUUGUAAAUGGCAAAUAUGAAUUGGAUAUCCAAAAGCAUAUAAAUUUAAGUAUAGAAAAUGAAGAUGGAACACCUGAGGAAAGAAAAACAAUAGUAAAUAAAGGUGAUUUAUGGAUAAAUAUUCAAAUAUAUAAUACAAGCAAUAUGAAUAACAUUGUAUUAUUAGAAAAUUUUACUUUACAAAAUUAUUAUAUUAAAGAAGGAAUUUUUAAUAUAACUUGUACAAAUGGAGAAUAUAGAAUUAAUAAUAUUACAACUGAAGAUAAUAGUACUAUUUCAAGUGAAAUUAAAAAAGUCAUGAAAAUAUUAGGAUAUGAACUACUAGAUGGGGACUAUGCAAUAUAUAUUGAAGCAGCUACCAUUAAACCUUUGAUGUAUAAUAAUAAAAAAGAGUAUGAACAAUAUGAAAGCAUUAUAAAUAAUAUACUUCAAAUACAAGAAUUUAAAUAUUCCUUUAAAGCAGUUGUGCAUGUACUAAAUGAUGGAAAUAAUAAUAGUUAUUAUUUUAAAAAGGUAGUAGAAGGACAUUUUGAAGAUACAAAAGAGGGAGAAUAUUCUAUAGAUGUUAUUAAUGAAAUAUAUAAUAUAACUCCUAUGUAUGGUGCCAUUUUAAGUGAAGAAAAAGGUAAAUACAUUAUCCACAAUACAUGGGAUUUAAAAGAAGAUAUAUUAAUUAAUUUUAAUAUAAAGAUUUUUACUAAGGAAAAUAUGUCGGAAUAUCACAAGCGUAUAGAUGGAGAAGAGUAUUAUCUUACCAUAAAGAAGUUAUCAGACCAAGAAAAUAUGAAUUAUGGAACUGAACAUAUAACAUUUAUAGGAAACACUAUAGGAGAUGGAAGUUACUUCGUAAAAGUCUUUAAUAAUAUUUAUACUUCAAAUGUUGCAUCAGGAUUAAAAUUAGAUUCUAAUAUUAUUAAAAAUCUAAUGUUAUUAUCCUAUGAACAAAUUAAAAAUGGUGACUACUUUAUAAGCAUUAGAAAGAAGUAUGUGAAAGAUAAUAAUAUCAUCUCACUUGAUAUAGAUAAAAAUACAGUAACUAAGGUUUCUGCAAAAUGUUUAUAUAGUUACACUGAUGUGUCAAAAGACUAUAUAUUAAUGAAUGAACCAGAAAAAAAUAUAGAUGAGGGUGUAUUUGAAUUGAUAAAAAAUUUAGAUGGUUCAGGGUUUACGUUUGUUAAUAAAUCAAAAGAAGUAGCUUUAAAAGAUAUUACAGUUACUACAUUAAAAAAAUUACUUGAUACUUUACCAUGUUCUAUUUAUAAUGUUUCAAUUAAGGCUAAUAUAAAUAAAGACAGUUUAUAUACUCAUGAUGUACUACAACAAGGAGAUAUACCUUAUACUACCUUACGUCAAGCAAGAAAUACUUCAUAUGGGACAUCUCAAGAGUAUCCAGUAGCACAUGGAAAUUUUUAUAGUUAUAAUGCGAAUGAUAUGAAUAGAACCACGGCUUAUUAUAAGAAAGAUGAAGGUUACACUACUAUAAAGACAACUUUAUGUUCAACUCCAGUUAAAUCUAAAUGCAAGAACCUUUUAAGAAGAAAUAAAAGGGAAUUUUUAUAUUAA